AUGAAGUGUGUUAGUGUUGACUUGACUAUCAACUGUAAGCAAUUUGCGGCUCAAGAUAAAGAACACAGACAGAAUGAACAAGAGAAAUGUACCGAAAAGCACAAUGCCUGAUCGCCGACGUCAGCGCCAUCAGAGGACGCGGCAAGAUGCUGGUGUCCGUGAUGACCCUGUCGGAGCUAGUAACAGAGAUGAGGUGAGGCCAAAAGCACCUCCUCCUGAGAUGACUAGACCUGAGAGACAAGGAGGUAGUGGAGUAAGUUAUGCUGAACCCAAGGAGUAUGAAGCAGUGACCAUCAUGCCUGAUAAGGAAGCUCCAUCCGAACCUCAGAAGUACCGUCGCCGAGAAGUGAUAAGUAACUGGUCAAGAUAUGAAGAGUUGCCCCCAGAUGAUGAACCUGAAGAUGGGGAAGAUUAUAUGAUUGGGGAAGACUUCUCCAAGAUUCUUGAACAGCAAGCAAACUCAGCUGAUGGAGGGUUCUUCAAGAUGAAAGGAGAAAAAAUGUGGGAUGACACAGAGAUUAGCAUUCUUACUUCUCAUGGUCUUGGAGCAUUGAAUGUGGCUGAUCUUGUGGCUGCUUUUAAUACCAUACCACUACAUGUGCAACUUAACAUCCCAGAGGAAGCACUACCUAAACGUGUGGUUAAACAUUAUGUAAAUCUUGCAGAAGACCAUCUGAAGUUGUAUAAACCUAGCAGUGGUUAUGCAGACUGCAUGGAUAUUAAUGAAAAGAUUCUCCAGAGCCUGAAAAUCAGUGAGGAUGAGCCCCUUACACUUGUGAAUGAUGAAGCAGCUGAUGAUAGACAGGGCUGCAAGAAUGCAGUGGAUGUGGCAUUGACAUUGAGUAGUGAAUUUGCUCCAGAGCCUGAUGAUGUUGAUCUAGAUACGCUAAUUAGAGAGCCAAGUCCAGAGAAACGGCCAAGUCCAGUCAAAGAAAUGAAGAGGAGGGUCAAAGAAACUACCCCAGUGAAAGAAUUUAGUCCUGCUAAGGAGUAUAGUCCAAUGAGAGACUUUAAACCUGUGAAAGAUGUUAGCCCAAUAAAAGACUUUAGCCCCGUUAAAGAAUUUAGUCCAAUUAGAGAUAUUAGUCCUGUUAAAGAAGUUAGUCCAUUUAGAGAAAUUAGUCCACUAAAAGAACCGAGUCCAUUUAAAGAAACUAGUCCGUUUAAAGAAAUUAGCCCACUUAAGGAUAUUAAUCCAAUUCAGGAUGCUAGUUUUAUGAAAGAAGUUAGCCCUCUUAAAGAAAUUAGUCCCAUGAGAGAGAUUCCUCAAGUGAGCAAUGAAACUAACCCCGUGACUGAAGAACCUAAAGUGGAGGAUAUGCCUAAGGUAGAGACCGAAGUCACUCAUGCUCCAAAGGAGAGGAGAAGAGGCAGAAGAGAAGCAAAUACCUCAGCACAAAACAAGAAAUCUGAAAAUGAGAAGCCAAAAGAAUUUGUAAGAGAUAAAAGUCCUAAAGAAAAGGUGAAGGAGAAGAGUCCCAGAGAGAAGAGAAAGGAAAAGGGCCCCAAGGAACAGGUGAAGGAGAAGAGCCCAAGGGAACAGGUGAAGGAGAAGAGCCCAAGGGAACAGGUGAAGGAGAAGAGCCCAAGGGAACAGGUGAAGGAGAAGAGCCCAUGGGAACAGGUGAAGGAGAAGAGUCCCAAAGAAACAAAUCUAAUCAUACCAGACUUUAGUGUGCCAAAGAAAAUGGAGAAUAAUGAUUCUCCGAUGGAAUUCAAUUUUGGGUUGCUACGGGCUUCUGCAUCUGCCCUUUCUGAGUCUAAGAAGACUGCCAAGGAUGAAAAGAAGGAGUUUGAGCUGCCACCCCUAAAGCUUGAGGUGAAGGAGGAGUCGGUUCCGGAAGGACCAGUGAUAGAUUUGGAUGCGCCUGUGAAAGCAGAGAAACCUGUGCUGCUCCUUAGUAAGACUGAGGCUGAUGACUUGGAGGAUUGGCUGGAUUCUGUACUUGAUGAUUAAUUACAAAAUAUGGGUUUUCAUAGUUGUGGCAUAUUUUUGCUGCCUCAGUGUGGUAUCAUGUUUUUGUUUUUUCACAGGGAUUGAAGAAAUAAUAUGUAAUUGAUUUAUAUUGUCUUUAUCAGAUUUGUUGUGUAUUAUGUGAGAACAAUGUUAAUGACAGGAUUUAUAUAAGAAGCAGUCUAUCUCUAGAAUCUUAGCAAGAUCAUGAAAUAUUUUGAUUGGAUUGUAGAUGUGUUCAUUGCCAUAUCUGUUUUACCUGCUGUGUUGAUUUCAGGAUGGAGGUGCUGCUACAGGUAAAAAUUCUUACAUAUGG
Messenger RNA from Penaeus monodon (black tiger shrimp), 2270 nucleotides. RefSeq names its product muscle M-line assembly protein unc-89-like. The record is from RefSeq and is a predicted model, not a curated record. Gene Ontology annotation, biological process: negative regulation of G2/M transition of mitotic cell cycle. Lineage: Eukaryota; Metazoa; Arthropoda; Malacostraca; Decapoda; Penaeidae.